Molecule: messenger RNA, 2011 nt
Organism: Cuscuta europaea
Lineage: Eukaryota; Viridiplantae; Streptophyta; Magnoliopsida; Solanales; Convolvulaceae
Source: the annotation of a GenBank genome assembly
CAUGCCUGCCGUCUUCAAAUUUCAAUUCUUCACCCACCAAAACCAAACCUCCCUUAUAAAACCAUCCGCCAUUUCUCUCUGGGAUUCUCAGGUGCCACUCAUUCUCUCCUUCAAGGUUUAGGUGCACCAAACAAAAAUGGCUCAAUCCCUCACCAAUGCCAGCUCUCUGCUCCCAAACAAAACCUUUCUUCAAACCCAACAACCUAUUUCACCUUCCCACAACCAUGUUUUCUCCACCAGGCCGGCCAGAUCCAUCAAACCCAUCUCCGCCGUGCAAUCUGCCGACUCCUCCAAAUCCCCCAUUGUUUCCGGCAAGUCAUCCUCCAAACCCGCCCCUCCCGCUGCCACCACGGCCAGGGGGGCGGCGACUACAACCGUUUCCAAACCCGUUGAGGAGAAUACGGCAUGGUCCCCCGAGAGCUGGAAAUCCAAGAAGGCGCUGCAACUCCCCGAGUACCCGGAUCAGGCAGAGCUCGAAUCGGUGCUUAAAACCAUCGAGUCAUUCCCUCCGAUCGUGUUCGCCGGGGAGGCGCGCAGCCUCGAGGAGAAACUCGGGGAGGCCGCAAUGGGCAGGGCUUUCCUUCUCCAAGGCGGAGAUUGUGCGGAGAGUUUCAAGGAGUUCAAUGCCAAUAACAUUCGGGACACUUUUCGAAUCAUCCUCCAAAUGGGCGCCGUUCUAAUGUUCGGCGGUCAAAUGCCUGUAAUCAAGGUGGGAAGAAUGGCUGGGCAGUUUGCGAAGCCAAGAUCAGAAUCAAUGGAGGAGAAGGAUGGAGUUAAGUUGCCAAGUUACAGGGGUGACAACGUGAACGGAGAUGCAUUUGAUUUAAAAUCAAGGACUCCAGACCCACAAAGGCUGAUCAGAGCAUACUGCCAAUCUGCAGCUACUCUCAAUCUGUUGAGGGCUUUUGCUACAGGAGGGUAUGCUGCUAUGCAGAGGGUCACCCAAUGGAACAUGGACUUCACAGAACACAGUGAGCAGGGUGAUAGGUAUCGAGAACUGGCUCAUAGAGUAGAUGAGGCCCUUGGGUUCAUGUCUGCUGCUGGUCUUACAAUGGAGCAUCCCAUCAUGAAAACCACUGAAUUUUGGACAUCGCAUGAAUGCUUGCAUUUGCCUUAUGAACAGUCGCUUACCAGACUGGAUUCAACAUCUGGGCUUUACUAUGACUGCUCUGCUCAUUUCGUAUGGGCCGGGGAACGAACCAGGCAGCUAGGUGGUGCACAUGUUGAGUUCUUGAAGGGAAUCGCUAAUCCUCUAGGGAUUAAGGUAAGUGAUAAAAUGAAUCCAGAUGAGCUGGUGAAGCUCAUUGAGAUUUUGAAUCCCCAGAACAAAGCGGGAAGGAUUACAAUCAUAACAAGGAUGGGAGCAGAAAACAUGAGGGUCAAGCUUCCUCAUUUAAUUAGGGCCGUCCGAGGAGCGGGUCAAAUUGUCACCUGGGUUUCAGAUCCAAUGCAUGGCAACACCAUUAAAGCUCCAUGCGGUCUUAAGACUCGACCUUUUGAUGCUAUCAGGGCGGAAGUGAGGGCAUUCUUCGAUGUUCAUGAGCAAGAAGGAAGCAACCCGGGUGGGGUGCACUUAGAGAUGACGGGGCAGAACGUGACGGAGUGCAUCGGUGGUGGUGGAUCACAUACCGUGACAUUUGAUGAUCUGAGUUCUCGCUACCACACACACUGUGACCCUAGGUUGAAUGCCUCUCAGUCACUGGAGCUUGCCUUUAUCAUCGCUGAGCGCUUAAGAAAGAGGAGAAACGGAAGCACACGUUAGUUAUACUUUUAAGGGAAGGGCCAAGGCAGCAGUAACCCCCCCUUAAUUUUCUCUUUUCCUUUAAAUAAUUAUUAUUAUCAUGUAUUAAUUAAUAUCUUAUGUUUAGUUAUGUUUUGGCACAAUUCUGAAUUAGUAUGAAGUAUAUGUGCAUACUGGAAAGGAUGUGUGUUGUAUGAGAGUUCCGAUAUCUGUGUUAUGAUGAAUAAAGCAAAUUUCCAAUUUCUGCAAACUAAACUUGUUGAUUUGGGG